AUGUCUUUCGGGAAUGCGGCGGAAGCAAAAGCGUACUGAUCAUGUUUGAACAUGAUCGUACAAGGCCAUUGGCAUUGAUGAUCAUGCAGCAGCUGCUGACCAAUCCGAACUGUGAGGACGACCUCGUCCGCAUGCUGGCGUUGCUAAACUCCUCUGCACUGAUGCCAAUAACGCCUAAGAUUGAACUGCUGAGGAUCAAGUACAGCAGCCUUACGGAUAGCCUGAGGCUGCUGGGGUGUUUUGCGCGAUCAGACAAGCUGACGAUAGUGACACUGGAGGACGACAAAAGUACAGAGGCGGCAAACGAUGUGCUCGUGCAGCUGUACGAAAUUUUCACAUGGAAAAUUGAAGACAGGGAGACGUUUCCUGAUCACUCAUUACCGCGAUCCAUCGCUGUCGUCUGUUACAUCGUUCGGCUGCUGUACAACAUGGCAUUUGACAGCUUCGAUAGCCGUAAGCAGAAGCAGAAGAAUGGCGUUGGAUCGUCUCUACUUAUCAUUCCGCCGGUUUCAAACGAUUUGAUUCUGGUGCACCCUGGCGCCAUCAUGUGCAUGACCGAACUGCUGUUAUACAUUCAUCAUGAGGACAGCCGUGCUACCCUUGGCAUGCAGAUCUAUUUGUUGGAAGUGCUCAAGUCCGCACUGCGUAGCGAACGCAAUCAGCAGGUGAUGUGCCAAGAAGGACUACCGGCGUUACUGGUGAAAAUUGGCGCACCUAUAUUCCUCCAGGAGGAUCAUCCUCUGUUGCCCCCGUUUUUCUACAUUUUCGAACGUCUAGCUGCGCAGUGCAUGGAACCAAAUGAAAUAUGGAACUUCUUGCGCCUAGCUGAUCCGCUGUGUUGUGCAGACUUGGAUGACAACGAGGAUAACGGCAUUUGUAGCGGUGGUCCGGUGGCCCUCAGUCGAGUCAAGACCUUGGUGUCGAUGAUGACUCCGCGCGACCUUCGUCUUAGUUGGAUG
Molecule: messenger RNA, 959 nt
Organism: Soboliphyme baturini
Lineage: Eukaryota; Metazoa; Nematoda; Enoplea; Dioctophymatida; Soboliphymatidae
Source: the annotation of a GenBank genome assembly